Molecule: messenger RNA, 1403 nt
Organism: Pimephales promelas (fathead minnow)
Lineage: Eukaryota; Metazoa; Chordata; Actinopteri; Cypriniformes; Leuciscidae
Gene: rrh
Product: retinal pigment epithelium-derived rhodopsin homolog
Biological process (GO): G protein-coupled receptor signaling pathway; visual perception
Cellular component (GO): membrane
Molecular function (GO): G protein-coupled receptor activity
Source: RefSeq, a predicted model, not a curated record
UAACUGCAUGGUUUUGUUUAAACAGAUGUUAAUGUUACACAGAUCUGAUACCUGAGUGGUGUAUAUAUAACCUAUAUGAUUAUGUGUGACGAAGAGAUGACGUCUGGAUUUCUAAACGCUUCAGCUGAGAACGUUUAUGGUGAAAAGAGCGCUUUCUCACAAACAGAACACAAUAUUGUUGCUACGUACCUCAUCACAGCAGGAGUGGUCAGUCUGACUAGUAACAUUGUGGUGCUGCUGAUGUUUGUGAAGUUCAGAGAGUUGCGUACUGCAACAAAUGCUAUCAUCAUUAAUCUGGCUUUCACUGACAUUGGUGUAGCCGGUAUCGGUUACCCCAUGUCAGCAGCCUCAGACUUGCACGGGAGCUGGAAAUUUGGCUACAUGGGCUGCCAGAUCUAUGCUGCCCUGAAUAUAUUCUUCGGAAUGGCCAGUAUUGGGCUGCUUACUGUGGUUGCCAUUGACCGAUACCUUACCAUAUGUCGAUCUGAUGUAGGACAGAAGCUGACAACAUUGUCAUACGCACUUCUAAUUGUGGCUGCUUGGUUGAAUGCUGUGUUUUGGUCAGCCAUGCCCAUCAUUGGUUGGGCAGGAUAUGCCCCUGACCCCACGGGAGCCACCUGCACCAUCAACUGGAGAAACAAUGACGCAUCUUUUGUGUCCUACACAAUGACUGUGAUCACUGUCAACUUCAUCAUUCCACUGUCGGUCAUGUUCUACUGCUACUACAACGUCUCGGUUACUGUGAAGAGGUUCAAAGUUAGUAACUGCCUAGACAGCAUCGACAUGGAUUGGUCUGACCAGAUGGACGUGACCAAGAUGUCCGUUAUAAUGAUAGUGAUGUUCCUGGCUGCCUGGUCUCCAUAUUCGAUUGUGUGUUUGUGGGCAUCAUUUGGUGACCCUAAAAAGAUUCCAGCUGCAAUGGCCAUAAUUGCCCCACUCUUCGCCAAGUCCUCCACCUUUUACAAUCCUUGCAUCUAUGUCAUCACCAACAAAAAGUUCAGGAGAGCCAUCAUUGGAAUGUUACGAUGUCAGACACGACAGCGAAUGAACAUUACCAACCAGCUUCCAAUGACAGUGUCUUCUGUGCCACUCAACCCUUAAAUUAAGAGAAAAUCCGAUAUUUAAACAUUCAUAAAACAUCAGCGCUGGACGCUAUCUGUCUGCUCCACUGUUUUAACACCACUAGGGCACGAUUACUUUGCAGUCUCAGGCGAACGGAACAUGUUCUUUUGCCAUGAAUAUGGUUCCUGCAACUGGCAUUGCCUUCUUUUAACCUUGCUAUAUCUAAUCUGAUGCUCGUUACAUAAUGUCUGCAACAAAUCUUGUGAAAUAGCUGUUCUUGAUACUGCAUGUGCUCAAAAUGUUUUCAUUUGAAUAAAAACAGUAACACAAUGAUCCGUUUU